AUGGUGCUUGAUUGCACGAAGAUUCCUUUUCAAAAGCCUAAAAACAUGGAGUCGCAGCUUCUGACAUCCAGCAGUUUACAAGGCACUCACACUGCAAAGGUGCUUGUGUGCAAGACACCAGGUGGCCUGAUUAGCUAUGUUAGUCCGGCCAAUUGCGUUAGAUCAUCAGAUACCCUCAUCAUGAAGGAAAGUGGGCAUUUAGAAAUAUGCCUGCCAUUCAUUGACAGUGUGAUGGUCUACAAGGGGAUUUUAAUUGAUGAGCUAUGUUGUGAACACAAGGUGAAUCUGAUUCGCCAGCCAUUCGCUUGUAAAAAGGAGCAGCUCAGCCUGCACGACGCCAAGAGCAACCAGAACAUAGCAGCCGCACGUGUCCAUGUUUUACGUGCUAUUCACCGCAUGAAGCUGUUCAGAAUCCUCCGCGACAAUUUCAGCGCAGACCUGCUCCCGCAAAUUGACGUCAUUGUCGGAAUCAUUGCAGGUCUACGCAACCUUUCGAAGCCCCUGUUCAACGACAGCAGAUAUCUAAGCACUUAA
This is a messenger RNA of Ixodes scapularis (black-legged tick), 534 nucleotides long. RefSeq lists its product as uncharacterized. Lineage: Eukaryota; Metazoa; Arthropoda; Arachnida; Ixodida; Ixodidae. The record is from RefSeq and is a predicted model, not a curated record. The transcript has a single exon. Bases 1 to 534 code for a protein of 177 amino acids.